Bipolaris victoriae FI3 is the source of this 1086-nucleotide messenger RNA. RefSeq lists its product as hypothetical. The transcript has a single exon. NCBI's taxonomy places the organism in Eukaryota, Fungi, Ascomycota, Dothideomycetes, Pleosporales, Pleosporaceae. The coding region runs from base 1 to 1086 and encodes 361 amino acids. The record is from RefSeq and is a predicted model, not a curated record.
AUGGCCGCCAGCAUGGCUCACUAUCAAGGCCACCUCAGCAACCGCAUCACGACUGGACGCGCCGAGACGGUUGGCCAGGCACAGUACCCGCCGCGGCGAGCAGAGCGCAAGUACAAGCUCGAGGUCGAGCAGCAACCCAUCCGAGCGCGCAUGUGUGGCUUUGGCGACAAGGACCGGCGGCCCAUUACGCCUCCGCCGUGCAUCCGGCUCGUGGUACUGGACGAGAUGGAUCGCGAGCUCGACUUCAACGAGAUCGACAGCACCUACUUUGUCCUCAUGGUGGACCUGUGGAACGAGUCGGGCCAGUCGGCCGUCAACCUGGUGCGCCAUAGCAGCGCCGCGCCCACCGUGUCCAUCAGCAGCAGCACAACGACGUCGUACCCGCCACCGCCCGAGCGCAGCCACUACGUCGCCACGACGAUUCCGGGCUACGAUGCACAUUCGCAGGCCUACCGCCACCAGCACCAGCACCAACAGCACCAGCACCAGCACCAGCACAUGCAGCCCCAGCCCAUGGCCCCGGCGGGCUACGGCCCCGGCGCCCACACGGGCGUGUCGGUGCCGGUCCCGCCCUACUAUCCGCCCACCCCCCAGCCUCCUACGCCAACCUACCAGCAGUACCCCGCCCCCACCCCCGCCGCCCCUUAUGGCCAAGCCCCCGCCCCCUCGGCCAUGAUCCCCGCAACCCCCAUGAGCUCCAACCACACGCGCAACCUCAUUGGCAUGAACGCCGUCAACGCCUGCCGCCUCAACGACACCAAGAACAAGCCCGGCUUCUGGUUUGUCCUGCAAGACCUCAGCGUCCGCACAGAGGGCACCUUUCGCCUCAAGCUCUUCCUCUUCGACAUUGGCGCCGGCGACGGCACAAACGCCACCGUUGCCGCAGACGGCCCCACGCGCGGCAAGGGCAAGUGCCUCGCCGUCAACUUCUCCGACCCCUUUACCGUCUAUUCGGCAAAGAAGUUCCCCGGCGUCAUUGAGAGCACGCCGCUGAGCAAGUGCUUUGCCCAGCAGGGCAUCAAGAUUCCCAUACGCAAAGAUGGCCCCAAGCUCCCUAAUCAAGCAGAGUAUGAUGCCGAUGAUUAA